Molecule: messenger RNA, 1257 nt
Organism: Symbiodinium necroappetens
Lineage: Eukaryota; Dinophyceae; Suessiales; Symbiodiniaceae
Source: the annotation of a GenBank genome assembly
AUGCUUGCCGUCAUCUUGCUGCUUUGCGCCUCGGGAGUGCGCGCCAUGCGCGCGACAGAAGACGACUUGGAUUCCGAUUUGGUCGACGCUGGAAUCGAUAUUGUACCUUGGGCAACACUCGAUAAGAAGCAGCGGGACGACUUGCUGCAGGCUGGCUUCAAGAACAACGCCUGCUACUGCAAGAAGGUGAAGUCGGAUGCAGAAUGCCCGAGUGAGGAGGAAGGUGACCCGCGAUGGUAUCACGAAGUGAAAGGCGAAGAGACCAACCUUUGCUGCAAAAUUGCGAACACCGGCUUCUUCACCUACGUCGGAUGGUCCUACACGAAGAUGGAGGGUAAUUUUACUCUCUGUGAAUCAGAGAUCCGCCCAGUGCCUGCUACAUCAUGCUGCUGGUUGGACGGACUUGUUGCCAACCAUGUGGGCAUUCGGGUCAGCAGAGUCAGUGCAGAGCUUGAGGUGCAUUGCAUUCGGUCUAGGUUUAGGUGUGGAAUUGGUAUUUUGAUGAGUAUGAGUAUCGGUAUUCUUGACAUCACCGGUGGCAGAGACUACAACAGCGCGGUCGAAGCUUUUGAUGUGCGCCAGUUUGUGGAGUACAAUCACGAAGCUGGUCGCUUUGACAAGCUGCAAUGCAGCAAGACACUCUUUCGGGAGGACCGCGGCUUUUGCGUGGUGCGAGAAAAAGCGGCCUCUGCAUGCUGCUGCCACAAGGCAAGUCUGGUGGAGGCCACGAGGUGCUUGCCGGCACCGAAAGCGCCGAAGCAACAGACAGUGAUAGUGUCCCUCGGCCACCAGGACCGUCGUCAGCUGACGGCAAUGCCAAGACAAAGCUACAUGGAUGAGGACAAUAUGCCUAAAACACUCCGCUCGAUAGAUCCGGAAGCUGAAGACGACUUUGACACCUAUGACGACGAGACUGAGAUGGUUUGGACAUGGACCAGAGUCCAGGCCCAGAAGCAGUGGACGAGUCACUGCUCGAAGAACUCGUCGUCUGGUGCCUGCAUCGAAAUGACUUAUACUCGUCUUUGCCCUUAUGGAAAGGGCCUCUACGAGAAGAGGUUGUACACAGGAUCCACAUACAGAGAGAAGCCGCUGCCCAAACAGGAGCACUUCAACGAGCUUGAAUGGGUGGCUCCUAUGACUUACGAGUGCCCUAGGGGGACCUGGCGAAUCUAUGAUACUAACCUCAACAAAUCGGUGCUGCCAGCGGGCUUACCGAUGAAGACCGUGAAGCGCUGUGAUUGCAGUGCCCGUAAGUAG